Messenger RNA from Saccostrea echinata, 1002 nucleotides. RefSeq lists its product as uncharacterized. Lineage: Eukaryota; Metazoa; Mollusca; Bivalvia; Ostreida; Ostreidae. The transcript has 2 exons. Bases 3 to 944 code for a protein of 313 amino acids. The record is from RefSeq and is a predicted model, not a curated record.
ACAUGAAAUUCGCAGCACUGAUCCUAGUCCUUGCAAUUGCCGCCGUUCAGGCUGGUACAUACGGAAGCAAAGGCAAAUCACAUUCCGGUUAUCCGUAUUCAACCUACCCAGGAUACAACCUGCAAGGAGGUCUCCUAGGACAAGGGACUCCCCUGUAUAAUGGAUUAAAUGAUCCUUCAUAUUACAAUCCAUAUGGUACUGGUCUAGGAAACCAGGGUCUCAAUACCUUGUAUCCUAAUACAGGCUUACUUGGCAAUAAUUUGUUAGGCAACCCAUAUGGUAAUUCUUAUGGCUAUCCCUACGGACUCAAUGAUCCAUACAAUGGUUUAGGAUAUGGUUUGAGUGGACUUGGAAGUGGCUACCCUGGUCUAAGUUCCGGUUUAACUGGACUAGGAGGUUAUUAUCCUGGACUAGGAUCAGGAUUGUCUGGAUUGGGAGGAAGCUACCCAGGGUCAGGAUAUGGUUAUCCAGGAUUAGGAGGCAGUUACCUUGGACUAGGAAGUAGCUACCCUGGACUAGGAUCUGGAUCGGGAGGAUAUUAUCCUGGACUAGGAGGUAGUUAUCCUGGACUAAGAGGUAGCUACCCUGGAUUAGGAGGUUAUUAUCCUGGACUAGGAUCUGGCUUGUCUGGAUUAGGAGGAAGUUAUCCUGGACUAGGAUAUGGUUAUCCAGGAUUAGGAGGUGGUUACUCAGGACUAGGAGGUAGCUACCCUGGACAAGGAGGUUAUUAUCCCGGACUAGGAUCUGGCUUGAGUGGAUUGGGAUUGAACGGGCUAGGAUCAGGAUUAAAUGGGCUAGGAUCAGGAUUAAGCGGACUUGGGUCAGGUCUUGGGCCAGGCCUUGGGUCAGGCCUUCUCGGCAACCAAUUGGGUGGACUUAAUGACGGACUUCUUGGCGGAUCACAUGGUGGAUUAGGUGGAUACCCCAAAAAGAAGGUGUACUAGGAUAAAUACUUAGAAGGCUGGCUUUACCUCAACGACAACGGGAAAUUGUGUAAUAUCU